Diversispora eburnea is the source of this 1254-nucleotide messenger RNA. NCBI's taxonomy places the organism in Eukaryota, Fungi, Glomeromycota, Glomeromycetes, Diversisporales, Diversisporaceae. The record is from the annotation of a GenBank genome assembly.
AUGAAGCUCAAAGAUACAAUAAAACAAAGCACUAGGCGUGAAGCUGAAUAUGAAGCUAGAAUUAAGAAACUAGAACAGAAAGAUAAAGAAAAAACCAACCUUAUUACUAAACUGGAGCAGAACAUAAAGAUACCGUUGUCAGAGUUGCGAAAUUGGAACAAAGCCAGUUUCAAUAACUCUAAUGUUAAAUCAGAUAAUGAUACCAAGGGAAUCGAUCAAUCUUCGGUUGAUACCGCCUCUACCAAAAUGGAAAAUUCCAAAUAUACCCCUGAACAGAUGGACUUACAAUGUGAUGAUACUCCCGCAUCCAAUAUAACUGAUAAUACUUCAAAUUCUGAUGUAUAUUUGGGGUCUUUGACUCAAGAAACGAAAGUUUCAUUAUCCCGUAAUUGCUCUGUAUCAACUAUAUGUGCAAAACCUAAAUCAUUAGAUGAUAAAGGAAUGGAUAAUUUUCUGGAUCGGGUACAUAAAGAAAAUGUUAAUGUGAAAGCAUCCUCAUAUCAUGAAGCUUUUCAGGAAGAAAAGCUUAACCAUAAUGAAAAAAUCAAAGCGAUUUUAACAGGAUCUAGUAAGGUUACAUCGCAAAAUAUAGUUGAUCUAUUUAGGGUAGCAAUGAAGGUUAGACAAAAGGAGAGUUUAUGCUGGUACUGUUAUUAUAAAGCAUAUGAGAAUCAAGUCAGUGAUAUUAAGUUUGCAAAUAAUAUCAAUGACCAAUUGGCAAGAACGAUAGUGUAUAAUGAAAUCAAAUCACUACUUCCUUUACCAAUUCAAGUGACUUAUAGCGCAAGUGCUAUUUCAAAUCUAAAGGAUAUUCAAAUUCAAAAUAUUAUACAUGAUUUUUUCAAGAAGUCAAAUGAUAUGAAUUGCCAGAAUAAAAAGAUCCAGUCUAAUAAUCCUUCAAUUACUUUUGUAACUAGUUUACCUGUAAACACUACUUUGUUUGAAAAAACAAGAAAAACUACUAUUCCUAAGUCACAAACACUACAAAAUAUUAAGCAAAAGCAAAAAUCAAAUAUUUCUAGUCAAAACAUAAUUGAAAAUUCCUCACCUACAGUUAACACCUAUCUGUCACCUUUUUCAGUCACUAUAAAGUUAUUAGAGGAAGAGGACAAGUUUAAAAUUACUACUAUUAGUCUUUUCACUUCGAGUACCCUUGAACUACCUGUUGAGUCAACUUUACUAUACUCUUCACUUUCAUAUUUUUCUUCUAGUCAAUCAAGUACAGUUACAAUACAAGUAGACCCUAAUACUUGA